Messenger RNA from Aedes aegypti (yellow fever mosquito), 3126 nucleotides. It is a transcript of the gene l(2)gd1, whose product is annotated as coiled-coil and C2 domain-containing protein 1-like. Gene Ontology annotation, molecular function: RNA polymerase II cis-regulatory region sequence-specific DNA binding; DNA-binding transcription repressor activity, RNA polymerase II-specific. Lineage: Eukaryota; Metazoa; Arthropoda; Insecta; Diptera; Culicidae. Gene Ontology annotation, cellular component: nucleus. The transcript is spliced from 6 exons. The record is from RefSeq and is a predicted model, not a curated record. The coding region runs from base 179 to 2716 and encodes 845 amino acids. Gene Ontology annotation, biological process: regulation of transcription by RNA polymerase II.
GGAUGAUUUUGACUGUCAACUUGCACCACCAACAGUUUCAUCAGUUUCACCAGUUUCACGGAAGCGAAAGCCAUCAGAAUUUUAAAAACUUUCCUAAUUUUGCAACGCCUGUUCGAAUAAUUCGUAUUUGUAGUAGGUAUUAGAAGUGGCAUGAAGGUCUAAAGUUCGGUGUGAAAAGAUGUUCAGUUUUGGCAAGAAACCGGCUGCUCCGAAGCGGGACAAGAAGCGCGAUGCUUCCGAGUUCGGACUGUUUGGAAUAGGAGACGAUAUGGUGGGCAUCGGUGACGAUGACGACGAUAUGGAUGGUGACGAUGGCGAUUUGGAAGCGGAACUGGCAGCGAUUGCCUCCGGUUCUGGUUCUGGGAAGAAAUCCAGGCCGAAGCCCAAACCGAAGGGAAACAUUGUAGCUCCGGAAGCAUUGGAUGCAAUGGUGGCAGCUAGUUUGCGGGAUGUCGGAAGUGACGAAGAGCUUUCCGAUGACGAUGACGAUCCGGAUCUGCUGAGUGAACUAGCGGAAAUCUCUGGUGGACAUGUGGGAAGCGAUGAACCUGAAGUUGACAGAGCAUCCCCUCCGAAACGAUCUGCUUCAAGUGGAUCGGGGGUAAAGGAUCUAAUUAAGUCUAGAAUUGAAAUGUAUACCAGGGCUGAAGAAAAUGCUAAAAAGGCCAAUGAUUCCUCCAAAGCUAGAAGAUUCAAUCGAGGACUGAAGACGCUAAAAGACUUAUUGAAGCAAGCCGAAUCUGGUAAGACGGUAGAUCCCAGCGAAAUACCUCCAGAAGUGAGUGUAAAGUCAUCCGCCUCUGAACCUAAACCGGAACCACCAAAAGAGGAGAAGUCACCAGAUGUUCCUAUAGUUCCCACAAGAAAGGCUCCUGCGCCUCCUUCUAUCUCUGCUCCAGUUUUUGAACCAACUACCGUUGCAAGCCCCCCUGAACCUGCAGCAGAACCAAUAGCUAAUCCCCAGCUAACGCUGCUCAAUAAUAGGAAAAUACAGUAUAAAUCAGCUGCACUGGAAGCGAAAAAAGAGGGAAAUACAGAGAAGGCUAUCCAAUACAUCAAGAUAGUCAAACAAUUUGACUCGGUCAUCAAUGCGUUGGAAAACGGACAAGAAGUUGACCUAAGCAAAAUGCCACCUCCACCAGGGGAGCUCGAAAAAUCGCCACCUCCUGUGCCUCCUCGUGCUAAGAAAGAGGAAGAUCACACACAAAAACAUGCCGAAGUGCCUGCCAUCAGUACCCCUUCCGUACAGGAAGACCCGGACCAACAACCCGAGGAGGAGGAGGAAGUGCUCAUCCAAGCCACCACCGUUGCCGAAGCCCUGCAGCAAAGGCUCGAAAAGUAUCAAUCCGUCGAGAAGGCGGCCAAAGACGAGGGCAACGCUUCGAAGGCCCGUCGCAUCGGGCGUAUCGUGAAGCAGUAUCAAGAUGCCAUCAAGCUACACAAAGCGGGGAAACCGAUUCCAGUCGAUGAGCUUCCCACUCCGCCCGGGUAUGCGCCGAUUCCUGUGGAUGGACCUCCGCAGCCAGCAGUUGUUAAACCGACCCCUUCGCCGAGACCGGCCCCGGCAGUGACGCCGGUAGUUUCGCCUGGGGGAAGCUCAACUGCAGGCCCUGAUGUUGCUGGUCCCAGUAAAGCACCCAAACCGCCUCAAACUCAGAACGAAAAGCAAAUUGCCCUUUUGCUGGAGCGUCAGAAGGAAUUUCGACAAGCAGCCGUGGAAGCCAAAAAUGCUGGCGAACUAGAGGAAGCCAAGGAAUACUUACGAGUAUUCAAAGGCUUGGAGAAGCUGAUUGAUACCGCUCGCGGUGGCAUUCCCAUCGAUAUGAACACUAUCCCAAUAGCACCGAAGAAGCGAGCAUCACUGGAAGAUUCCUUCACGCUUGUCGCCGAAGAGGAUUGCACCCCGACGGACGAUGCGGACGUAGAUCUGAACACGCGGCUCGAGGAGCAACUGUCGAAGCAGCUGAUCAUGUGCAGGAACACCAGGGACCAUCAUCGGGCCAUGGGUGACGUUGCGGGAACCAAUCGGUUCGAGAACUUAGCCCUUAGUGUACAAAAAGAUCUGGAUUUUGUGAGAUUAGCUCAUCGGAAGCGAUUACCGAUUCCCAAGUUCCACUACGAAAUGAAGCAGUUCAAUGUGGUCAAAUGUAAUACGGAUUUGACCGAUAAUGAAGUGGAGGUUACGAUAGUUAGGGGUAUCAACUAUAACGUUCCCAAUCCGAAGGAAGUGGAUACGUAUGUAAAGCUAGAGUUUCCUUAUCCACAGGAUGACCCUCUGAAAGUGAAAACCGCUCUGGUGAGGGACACGGACAAUCCGGAAUAUAACCAUCGGCAGAGCGUCGAAAUACACAGGAGUCAACGGGCGUGUCAGCGGAUAUUCAAAAGACAAGCCAUCAAAUGCGAAGUCUUUUCGAAAGGAUGUUGGGGUGCUGGAUGCUUCCGGUGCUGCAGUUGUUGUCCAUCACCAUCGUCCAGGUCUAGCAUUUUUUCAUCCUCUUGUUUCAGUGGGUUUCUUCGCUCGGAUACACUCAUCGGUACGGUCACGGUGAAGCUGCAGCCACUGGAGACGCAGUGUGAGAUUCAUGAUUCAUUCCCGCUGAUGGACGGUCGUAAAACAGUCGGCGGUAAGCUGGAAGUGAAGAUACGUGUUCGGAAUCCGAUCCUGACCAAACAGAUCGAGCAGAUAAACGAAAAGUGGCUGAUUAUCGAUGCAUGAGUUGAUCCACCAUCAGCGCCCCUGAGGAACCGAUAGCCGCACUAGGAUUGCAUUUGUUAUGCUGUGAACAGUACAGGCUAAGGCUGGGGGAUUCAUUGAUAGAUGAUGUGAGAUUCUCUGCCUAAAUUAGCAAACACAAAAAAAGGAACGUAAUCUAAGCGACAGACUACUACAUAGAGAUAUUCGAACGACGCAGCAAAACAUUUCACGGAGUUUGGCAAGCCGUUCAACCUACGUGAUAGGAGAACUAUCUAGAUGAUGGAAAAUACGCUUUAAUCUUUUAUUAUAUGUUAAUCGAGUGAUUGUUAGUAGCGAAAAUAAAAUGAUGUCGGGUUGUGAUGAGCGAUGGGACAGCUUUACCUUGUAAAGAUAAUCUUGAAAAAGAAUAAAAGUGCUUAUGUUGUACGAAA